UCUAACUUGUUCCUAAUUUGUUUCCCACAAGGUGAAUUUAAUGACUGCGUAAAACAUUUCAUGGGCGAGUGAAGUCGAGUCCUUAACGGAAGUAAAGCUCAAAGAGUCACGUCAACCUCCAAUGUCACUUUAACACUUUUAAUAUUUAAUAUUUAAACUGCAAACAUAAAGUCUAUGAAGCAUAAGUUCACCAAAAAAUUCAUUUUGGUCGUUACUGCCGAAAGUCAGGUAAAGUUUUUUAGUCCAGGAAACGUUUCUGGAGUUUUACAACAAAACAGUGUUGCACAGCUUGUUUAUUCAGUUAUGGAAGAAAAAAAUAUGUCUGAGUUUGUGUUAUUACCUACAGAAGCCGAGAACGGCCAUGGAUUUUUCUUCAUUUUUAUGCACGAUUAUCUUGUGAUAACAACUUCAUUUAUUUCGUUAUCUUAAUAUAACAAAAAAUGUUUUCUCAUGAUAAUGAAUUAAUAAUGUGUUUGUCUUGAUUUCACCUACAAGAGCUGCCACAGACGGCUUCCGUAUUCAGCUGUAGCUGUAGCCUACCUGUUAGUUACACUUUACCAUGGUUUAUUUACUGGACUGGGUUUGUUUAGGGGCUACUGGUUUGCAGAUGAGAGGCUGACAAACUCCCAUCUAUCCGUCAAUGUAGGCCAGAUAAUUAAAAAAUAAAUAAAUAAAUAAGAAAAAUCCAUGGCCGUUCUCGGCUUCCGUAAGUACCUCAUUAAUACUGUAAAUAUUAAAGUCUGACUUUGGAUAACUUCUCCAGAACUACACCUUGCCCCUUUGAAAUUUAUGUUCAUGUGACAUUUAAUGAGUCGAAAUGUGAUUACAUCAUCACUUGGUAUUUUGAGGAAGUGUUAUUACACUCUCUUUAAUUUACAUCACCACAUUUCUCACUUCUUCUCGUCUCUGUUUGUGUUAUUGCCUCAUUAAAUAUUGUAAAUAUGAAAAUUCUGACUUUGAAUCUCUUCUCCAAAUCUACAUAUUGGCCCUUUACUCAUGUUUGACAUGAUCUAAUCAGACUCUGGUGUGCGCUGUGCUCGGGCAGCGGUGCGCGCUCCCGCGGCACACAGCCCCGCCGCCGCCGCGCACCGUGAACGCGCCUUUCCAUGCGGUUUGAAUGAAGAAGGAAACGCAGAAAGAAAAAAAAAGAGAGAGAGAGAAAGAACAGCUGAUGAUGAAAAGACAUGAAGCUGGUUCUGGAGCGGAGAGCAGACACCGGGUUGACCCUCUCAUGUGAAGCCGGUCCCGGUGUGCAGGGGUACCGGUCCUCCGCUCGGCCCCCCGGCUCUUUGUGACUGAGACCCGGGCGGGUUUCAGGGUUUUUCCUCUGAAUGAAGCAGCAGCACCGGAGGGAGACUCGUUCGGAUCCACGCGCCGAUGAACCGGGAGUGUUUUAAUGUUGCGGUUUCUUUGUCGGGUCUGCGCGCUCAUUCAUCUCCAGCGGACUGUGCGAGAGUGCGAACAACACUGAUGGGAUUAUUCCACCUGGAAUCAUCAUUCACUGUUUUAUUAUUCAUGAUAUUUGGCCGUGGGGAGCAGCGGUAAGGGUUCCGCCUCUGUCUUUUGUGUGGAGCUGAUCUGUCAGUCCCCGGACCGUGUUAGUCCGGACCUGUGCCCGGGUGGUCCCGGUGCGUCCCGGGUUGAGGAACCAGCACCAUGCCGGAGUGCGUGUCGGUGCCCGAGUUCCUGCAGGAGGUGCAGGAGGACUGGAGCUCUCCCACCACCUCCUCCUUCACCUCCAAGAUGAUCAGCUGCAGGAACACCGUCUACCUGCUGGAGGAGGUUCUGGACAGUGACCGGUUGGUGUUGCAGAAGAUGAAGAAAGCUGCUAAAGCCAAAUACACAUCAGGACAAGACCACGUGUCUCACCUGGAGCAGUACAUCAACUCGAUGGAGAAGCUGUCGGUCAACUGUCACUCAAACGGAGAGUCAGAGGUCGGCUCCGCCUUCUGCCGCCUGGCGGACUUUUCUAAAGAGCUCCUCUCUCCCAUGAAGAACCUGUUAAAGAGCAUGCUCCACAACAUCAACUUCUUCCUGGACUCUCUGGUUAAAGGAGACCUGAGGGAGGUGAAGGGGGAUCUGAAGAAGCCUUUUGAGAAAGCAUGGAGGGACUAUGAGAGCAGAUUUAAGCAGGUGGAGAAGGAGAAGAGAGAGUUGGCUCGUCAGUAUGGGAUGGUGAGGAACGAGGUGAGCGGAGGAGAGAUCGCCGAGGAGCUCGAGAAAGAGAGACGCUCCUUCCAACUGAGCAUGUGUGAGUAUUUGAUUAAAGUGAACGAGAUAAAGACGAAGAGAGGAGUCGACCUGCUGCAGAACCUCAUCAAACACUACCACAGCCACAACAAUUUCCUGCAGGAGUGUGUGUCCACCACUCAGAGGUUGAAGCAGUACAUGGAGGAGCUGAAUGGAGUCCUGUCGACGGUGAAGCAGCGUCAGGAGGAGGAGAAGAAGCAGCUGGUGACUCUCAGAGAUCAGCUGAGGCCGGUCGUCCACACAGAGCAGGACUCUCUACCUAAGCAGGUGUACAGUAUGCAUCAGCUGCUUGGAGACAAACAGUACGGGACAGAAAGAUCAGGAUUCCUCUACAAGAAGAGUGACGGGUUGAGGAAAAUGUGGCAGAAGAGGAAAUGUUCAGCUCACAACUGUUACCUGACCAUCGCACACGCUACCCCUAACAAACCUCCAACCAGACUCAACCUGCUCACCUGUCAGGUUAAACCCAGCGUGGAAGACAAGAAAUGCUUCGACCUCAUCUCUCAUAAUCGAACCUACCACUUCCUGGCUGAAGAUGAAGCUGAAUGUGUGGCCUGGAUCUCGGUGCUCAGCAACAGUAAGCAGGAGGCCCUGAGCGUGGCUCUGGACGGGGGCAGGAGAGGCGGAGGUGGCGGGGAGAGCAGCGUGGAGGAUCUGACCCGGGCCAUCACGGACGACAUCAGACGGAUGCCCGGAAACAACAACUGCUGUGACUGUGGAGCGCCAGAUCCUGGAUGGCUCUCGACCAACCUGGGCAUCCUGACCUGUAUCGAGUGUUCGGGGAUCCACAGGGAGAUGGGGGUCCACGUCUCCAGGAUCCAGUCUCUGAGUCUGGACAGUCUGGGGACCUCAGACCUGCUGCUGGCCAGAAAUGUUGGUAAUGCUGGUUUUAAUGAGAUACUGGAGGCAAAUCUGCUGAGUCCGUCACUGAAGCCGUCGCAGCACAGCCACAUGGCGGAGCGAAAAGACUUCAUCCUAUCAAAGUACCAGGAUAUUCACUAUGUGAGGCGGAGCCACAGCUCCAGCUCUGCGCUGCGACUCGGCCUGCAGGAGGCGACGAAGAGCUGCGACAUCUACAGUCUGAUCCACCUGUACGCUCAGAGGACGGAGCUGAGCCAGCCGCUGCACACACACAUACAGGAGAAAGGGGAGACGGCGCUCCAUCUCGCCGUCCUAUUGGCUGACAGGACGUCGCUGCACAUCCUGGACUUCCUGGCUCAGAACUGCUCCAACGUGGACGUGCAGACGUCAGCAGGAAACACGGCGCUGCACUACAGCUGUCUGCACAACAAGAGCGACUGUGUGAGACUGCUGCUGAGAGCCAGGGCCAACACACACAUCAAGAACGAGUUGGGAGAGACCGCUCUGGACGUGAGCCGCAAGCUGAAGCACGGCGACUGUGAGGCGCUGCUGCAGAAGGCCCAGUCCAACCACUUCGACCAUCACGUCCACGUGGAGUACGAGUGGAGGCUCCGCCGUGACGAUCUGUACGACAGCGAUGAUGACUUUGAGGAGAGGAACGGUCCAGUGAAGAAGGAGCGCUUCUCCUCUUCCUCGUCCUCCACCUUCACCUCCUCCUUCUCCUUCUCCUCCCGUCCCUUCAGCUUCAAUCAGUCCACCUCCUCCAUCCCCCCGACCUCCUCUGGGGCAGCAACAGGAGGAGGAGGUGGGGGAGGAGGAGGAGGAGGAGGAGGAGGGGGAGGAGGAGGAGGACUGCUCAGUGUGGGGAGGAGGCUCGCCAUGGCGAUGGAGCUCCACAGCAGGCCGGUUGGCUCCGCCUCCAGCCCCCCUCCUCCUCCUCCGUCCUCUCCGGCACCUCCCCUGCCUCCGAGGGUCAAAGCUCCCAACGUUCCUCCUCCUCCCCCUCCUGCUGGGGGCGAGGGAGGUGGGGAAGAGGACGAUGAUGAGGGGGAGGUCUUCUUCCCCAUGACAGGAAACAGAAAGUCGACGCCUCCUCCUCCCAUCGCCGCCCGACACAAGAGGAGCUGCUCUGAGUCAGAUUAUGGGUUGCCAACCAGUCCCAGGAUCUACAGCAGUCCAGACUCCUCCUUCAAGAAGUAUGUGCCGGCUUCUCCUCUCAGCUCGCUGGCUGAACGCCCUGACAGAGGUUUUCGGAGGGCGGACAGUGACGGUAGCUCCUCCCACUUCCAGCACCAUGUCAGUCAAGCCCCGCCCAACGGAUCUCCCACCAAUCAGCGCUCUCAGAGCUUCGAGAGUGAGCGAAGAGGCCCCGCCCCUCAGCCGCUUCCCCGCAGAUCAUUGCCUCGUGGUUCGACCAGUCGUCGGGUUGAGGCUCUGUACGACUGCCAGGCCGACCACCACGAUGAGCUGAGCUUCUCUGAGGGACAGGUGCUGGUGGUCCUGGGGCAGGAGGACAGCGAUUGGUGGCAUGGUUAUAUAGAGGACGAACCGGAACGCAGAGGUUUGUUUCCAUCCUCCUUCGUCCAGCUGCUCUUGGACUGACAUGAACCUGGACUGGACCAGGACCGGUGCUGACCCUGGACCAGUUCAGAUCCAGACCAGAAUCUGGAGCCUCAGGGGAACCAAACCACAACCAAAACAGAUCAGCGCCGAGCAGUAGGAGCUGAACCUUGGAUCUGGUCUCACCCAGACCGGCUCCAGAAUCCUGUGAGUUCACGUGAUCUCGGUCCAGCCGCGGUUCCUGUUGUCAGCCAUGUUACGCCUCACGUUACCAUGGAAACAUUACAGAUAAGACUGGACCCUCAGGUCAUGUGGUAAUGUUGCCAUGGAGACGGCCUCACGCAGACUGAUCAGGCUGAUGUUGACGAUACUUUUAUUUAUUUAUUUAUUAAAACUGUAAACUAAUAUUUUAUUAAGCACACAACAAUCCACUGGACUUUUAUUUUGAAGUUGAGCUGAGCAACUGUUUCCUCUUUUAUUUAUUCUGAUAUUCUGUUUAUUGUUAUUGAUGCUGUAGAGGUGCCACCACACACGCUGCCUAUUUCCUGUGUCAAGCUCCGCCUUCAUGGAGGGGCGGGGCUUACAAGGGCGACCAGAGCACAAAGGAUUGUGGGACAAACACCAGGAGUGAUUUUCAUUGUGCUAACGUGAGCUUCCUCUCCAAAUUGUUCCCCCUCUGCCUUCAUGGAGGAUCUGUUAGAAUUACCUGAAGGGGACGAGGAGUGAGGAGGCUUCUGAAGGAGCCUCGAGCGAGGACACUCAGGUGUAUCCUUCCUCUCACAUCCUUGACACGUUGAAGGCAGAAGAGGAGACGUGUUAGCAUAAUGAAAAACACCCCAGAUGUCUGCCCCAGAUGCAAUCCAUUAAAAGUUGGAAGACGAUAUCCGUCUUCCAGUUUAAUGAGUUUGAGUGAAUCUGCUCGGGAAAACAUGGACACCUGCCUGCAGCAAUCUGAUGUUUUUAUGGCAAGUUCCUGAACUUCACAAGUGUUCACAGCUGCUGGUGCAACAGAUUAGCACACGAUAAACAAAAAGAGGAGGAGGAGCAGACUGGUACAGCAUCAGCACGAAGACUUACAAAGACUAAACAAGCACAAAUCAAAAUGGCGACUAUAACAUUGUUACAGCAAGUUCCACAACACAAACAUCAAGUAAUGAAGUACAUAAAGUUAAAGUUGAUGAAAAGGUAAAAGGCAGCUGCGUCCGCUGCCAUUCUGCUGUGACGUCGUCUGCGUUUCUGUCAGUGAAGUGAGGCCUGUUGGAUCUUUAGGACCAUCGAUUUCUGACUCGGAUCACCAUUAAAUUUUUUAAUGUCUGAGGCAGUUUUCAUCCAAGUUUUAAGCACAGUGGAUCGCAGCAAAAUGUUGCCUUCAUGUGCUAUCAGAAAAAAAAACAUUUUUCACUAGAAAAAUUCAAGGAAAUGCCCUCUGGAGACUGAGUCCAAGUCUGAUCUGAUUAUUUUUCCCUCCUGUGUUGAGAAAAGUAAAGAAAAAACAUUAAAAUACAAAUUCAGUAGAAUUUCUUUUUUUUCCCACCAUGUGUGAAACCAAGCAUAUUUAUCAUAUUUUUUUCUAAUUUAAGGAGAUUUUUUUUUUUUUUCAGAAAGUUAUCAGGGGAUUUUUUAAAAAGUCUCAGGAGAAUAUUUUUUCUUUUAAAUUUCAGGAGAAAAAAAUUCAGCUGAAAUUUUUUUUUCAUGUAUGAAACCUCAGAACUCGAAACUGCUUUCUUGAAAAAGUUUUUUGAAAAAAAAAAAAAAAAUCAACAAAAUAUUUCUUGAUGUGUUAAAACCUCAGCACACAAAUUUUUCUUUUUCACAACUGUCUCUCACUUUUUGAGUAAUGAAACUGAAACGUCAACCAGAUCUCCACUGGUAAAGACAGAAGAGAAAGGAAUUUACAGACACGUAAAGAGAUCAACAGAAAAACUAAUUCCUCUCAGGCCUGUCGUAGAAGUCGGAACAACAACUCUGAAAAUUUGGUAAAAUUUUGGUGCACGAGUUGCUAAUUUGACGAUGAAACAUGGCAGAUGAACAUAAAUGCCUGGCUGAUCAUUAGAAAGUAUCAUCAUUGUGUCGUUUCCUCUGCCUCAUCACCCAAAUACUGGAAUCAGUAGUCACGGUGUUAUCUAACCGCUCUUAGUGAUAAAAUGCAAAACGACUUCUUUUUGGCGUCCAUGUUGUUCCCACAUUCUGACACAGCGGAGUAGGAGGAA
This is a messenger RNA of Acanthopagrus latus (yellowfin seabream), 6881 nucleotides long. Its product is annotated as un-named sa1614. Lineage: Eukaryota; Metazoa; Chordata; Actinopteri; Spariformes; Sparidae. Gene Ontology annotation, cellular component: cytoplasm. The record is from RefSeq and is a predicted model, not a curated record. The coding region runs from base 1657 to 4713 and encodes 1018 amino acids. Gene Ontology annotation, molecular function: protein binding; GTPase activator activity. Gene Ontology annotation, biological process: positive regulation of GTPase activity. The transcript is spliced from 29 exons.